Molecule: messenger RNA, 998 nt
Organism: Trichoplusia ni (cabbage looper)
Lineage: Eukaryota; Metazoa; Arthropoda; Insecta; Lepidoptera; Noctuidae
Exons: 5
Coding region: 14-793 (259 amino acids)
Source: RefSeq, a predicted model, not a curated record
CUGAGGGGAAAAGAUGUUUCUUAAAAAUUCUGUGUGUUUAGUUGUGGCAGUUUUAGCUGUUUGUGAAUCGGCAUUUGUGGAUACUCUAAACAAAUGCAAAAUUAACGAUGGGGACUGUCAGAAAGAUAUGUUUCAAACAGUGAUCAGGGAUAUAGCAAAAACUGGCGUACCUGAACUCGAUAUACCGAAACUAGACCCUAUUGCUCUACAAAAUGUGUCUGUCGCUAUCCUCAAUGUGAUUGAUAUAACUUUAGUGGAAGGCACUGCCAAGGGAAUCAAGGAUUGCACUGUUAAUAAAUUUGAAACCAAAAUUGAAGACAAACAUGCUUUCGUGGAAUUGACUUGUGACAUCUCAAUAAAAGGACGCUACAAGAUAUUCUCGUCAAGCCCUAUGGUUAAAAGCUUCUUCGGAGGGGAAAGUGUGCACGGCGAUGGAAACGGAAAAGUCAAAAUCGAAAAACUAUUUAUUCGUUUCGACUUCUAUUUCCUCGUUCAAAGACGUGAUGAUGGUGAAAUUUACAUCACAUGUAGACCCGAAAAGACCACCUCCAAGUUUGAUAUUAAAGGGAGAAUGCGUAUCACUGCUGACAAAUUAUUCGUCGGAAAUAAGGAGUCUAGUCAACUCGUGACUGGACUGUUCAAUGAAAACUGGAGGGCUUUGAUGACGUCAUUUGGAAAGCCUUUUAUGGACAAAGCUACAGUAUUCGUGUAUGACUUCCUUCAUAAAUUCUUUGGUUCAGUUCCUGCGAAAUACUACAUUUUAGAUGACUUAUCACCAUAUGUCAGCGAAUGAUUCAACCAAUUUUGUCUACAACACUUUUAAACAGACCCUUGUUCAAAACCAGACAUCGUAAAUAAAUGUCUGAAAGAUCAUCAUUUAUGAUUGUCACGUCAUCAUCAAUAAACAAGCAGUCUCGAAAUUAUGACCACGAUCUGUUUAAACUUUUAUGUAUACAUGUCUUUGUAAAUAUAAGAAAAUAGCUACCAACAAAAUAAAA